Messenger RNA from Perca fluviatilis (European perch), 1976 nucleotides. It is a transcript of the gene ube3d, whose product is annotated as ubiquitin protein ligase E3D. Lineage: Eukaryota; Metazoa; Chordata; Actinopteri; Perciformes; Percidae. Gene Ontology annotation, biological process: protein autoubiquitination; proteasome-mediated ubiquitin-dependent protein catabolic process; protein polyubiquitination. Gene Ontology annotation, cellular component: nucleus; cytosol; ubiquitin ligase complex. Gene Ontology annotation, molecular function: cyclin binding; ubiquitin conjugating enzyme binding; ubiquitin protein ligase activity. The transcript is spliced from 11 exons. Bases 136 to 1317 code for a protein of 393 amino acids. The record is from RefSeq and is a predicted model, not a curated record.
UGAAAGCAUAACGCUCACAGGGAUGCAUUGUAUUUAUCCACAUAUGCAGACGGUUCUCUCGGAUAAAAACCGGGUUGUAGCUUGUUGUCUACCUUCCUACGGUUAGAUAGAGCUGCCUAUUGUUGAGCUGACUUAAUGGCAGACUUGGAUAUGCCUGCCAAAACACAUGGAGUUGGAGUCUUCUUAGAGCUGAGAAAAAGGCUUCAGACGGGACUGCUUAUUGUCGGGAAAGCUGUGGCCAGUAGUCCGGCAGAUGUGGUCGUGACAGGGGGAGAUUCCUCUCUCCACAUCCGGACUCCCCGAGGCGAGCUGAGCCUGACUCUGCCGGCAGGAGUCACCUUGGAGCAGGGAUCCUGUGUUCCGACACCUGCGGGGGAGUCCUGUGGAGAGGAGCUGCAUUUCAGGCUGCGCAUCAGCGUCACGCCAAGCGCAGAUGAAGAGGCCUCCGACAGCGUGGUGGAGACGCUCCGGGCUAAAGAGACGUAUUGCUUCCACUGCCAGGGCUGCAUGACCCGGCUGCUGGAGGACAGAGUGUUUAAGCGAGUUCUCCCUCUCCCUAAUGGCAACUGGAACGCCAUCGUGGACGACUGGUGUUGCCACCCCGAUCCGUUCGCUAACAGGAAGCUGCUGCCCCGAGCCGAGGACUGUUUACUGGGCGACACCUUCCUCCUCCUAGCCAGAGAUGGCGGCUGUGAACAGACCCUCGCUGAGGAAGUGAGCUCUGUUGGCUCAGAGGACAGUCAAGAUUCCAAGAAAACGUGCCGCCGACUGGCACUCGUCUCCUGCAAGAGCUGUUCAUUAGUGCUGGGAGAGGCCGUCGCACCAGAGAGCCUGAAACUGUACAUCACACAGGUGGUGGUGGAACCCGCUGUGGGAGACAGAAUGCCAGAGGCUUCACUUAACAGAUCCCUCUACCUGGAGCAGACGUUAGCAGCCAGGCUGUUGGGGCUGUCCACCUCAAUGAGCACCUUCCACUUCUCUGUCCAGACUCCUGAUGGAAAAGCCUUCUUAUUGCUCUGGCUGCUGAACAGCGACUCCAUCACAGCGUCGGUCCCACAGACGCGUGUCGGGGGAGACAGCUCUCUUCACAGUCCAUCAGCCAGAGUCCUGAAACUCCUCUACACCGCCCGCUCUGACACAGGCAUCCAACACAGAGACAUUGUAUCUAGUUGGGAGGCCAAUGCCAUAGGACAUCCCGUGGUGCUGCCACUGAAGGUGUGCGAGGAGCUGCUGCAAGUGAUAGAUGACAGCAACUCUGCACUUCCUGCCUCUAUGCGUAGCAUGAGGUACUAUGAGGUGGCGUACCUGAGACUUUGAGGCCAAAAGGUCCAGUGACAGCAGGUCAAUGCUCUACUCGUCAAAUUUGGAUAAGGACCUGGGACUUGUUUUUUUAAGAUAAUGUUUUGGGCAUUUUGGCCUUUAAUUGAUAGGACAGUUGUAGACAGGGAGGGGAGAGAGAGAAAAAAAAAAAAAGACAUGCAGCAAAGGGCUGCAGGUCAGAAUCGAACCUUGGGCCGCUGCGUUAAGGACUGAGCCGUGGUACAUGGGGCACAUGCUCUACGAGGUGAGCUACCAGGGCGCCCCGAGAGGAAUCUUUUGUUAAUGUACUGUAUGUUUGUAUAUGUCACGGUGACAUCCUGCCCAGCUUUUCAGUAAGUAUGAGAAUAGAGAUUACUGCAGAAGGAAAUACAGCGAGCAUGGAAUGGAAUGGCUCGUUUAGUCAAGUCAAGUUGUGGUUUCUGGUUGCUUCUGUCAACAUGUUUGGUAGUGUGUGAUCACCUGCUCAAACAGAUUCAUGUUGAAACAGGUUGGAGCCAGACUUCUAAAUGUUAAUACAUAUCCAGUAAAUGCAAAAGAGGAGGAGAAUGACAUCAACUUUAUAGAUAGAUAGUAGGGGUGGUACGGUUCAUGAAAAAACACCCGAACCGCUCGGUUCGCUAGUCUCGGUUCGGAGCAUGUGUGUACCGCACGGUUCG